GAGAACCAGUCUAACAGGUGAGCUUUUGGGACAAACACAGAGGAGCACCAUCCUACAGCCGAACAUAAGUAGUUCUCCCUGAGGAGAGGAGCCUAAUUUGGGUUCAGAAUGUCGCUCCUGGCUSUUUUGGUCCUUUUGGGGACGGGAAUGAUGGUCAACUGCGAAAAGCACUCCCUCACCUACAUCUACACGGCCUUCUCCAAACCAGUGAAUCUCCCAGGGGUGCAUGAGUUCACCGCUAUGGGUUUACUGGAUAACAGUAUGAUCGACUACUAUGACAGUGACAACCAAACAAAAGUUCCCAAACAGGACUGGAUGAAAAAGCAUCUCGAAAAAGAGUACUGGGAGAAAGGCACCCAGUCCAGAAAGAGCAAGCAGCAAUGGUUCAAGGUCAACAUCGACAUAUUGAUGAAACGAAUGAGACAGAAUAACACAGAUACCCAUAUUCUUCAGUGGAUGCAUGGCUGUGAGGGUGAAACUCAGUCUGAUGGGUCGAUGAAGUUUAUCCGUGGGAUGGACAUGUACAACUAUGACGGAAGCGACUUCCUGUCCUUUGACGAUGCCGCACAGGUUUGGGUUGCUCCCAUUCAUGCAGCAGAAGAAACCAAGAGGAAGUGGGAUGAGGUCCAGGUGCUGAAGGAAUACACCAAGGGCUACCUGGAGAAGGAGUGCAUGGAAUGGAUGACCAAGUUUAGAGACUUUGGGAAAGAGCAGCUUGAAAAUGCCUCUCCACCUAAAGUGGAUKUGUUCACUCGUAAAGCCAAGUCUGAGACAAACACAAUUUUGACGUGUCUGGCUACGGGUUUCUUACCAAAGGACAUCACAAUGAACAUCAAAAGAAAUGGGCGUGUCCUGACUCUAGAGGACGGGUUGGUGACCACUGGAGUUCGCCCAAAUAACGACAACACCUUCCAGAGAAGAGAUCAUGUAGAGAUUUUGAAGUCUGACGUUUCCGUCUACACCUGUGAAGUUAAUCAUCCUGCCUCUAAAAUGCAUGUUGAAGAGAAGUGGGAUCACAUCAUUGUGGAAGACAAUGGAAAUACACCCAUCAUCAUUGGUGCUGUUGUCACCAUCCUGAUUGUAGUUGCAGCCAUUGGAGGGGCGCUUAUUUACCUUAAGAUGAAGACAAGCCGACUUGAUUGCCCUAAACGGAAAUCAGCUCCUUCAAAUUGCCCUAAAGGCAAAUCCCCUCCUUCAAACACUAAUGGCAACCCCGCCAGCCAAAACAAGGACGUCAAAGCACCCCUCUUGAAUGGAGACAAAGGUUCUUCUGAUGUCUCCCCUAAUUCAAGUGUAGCGUCUCUGGGCUACAGCUCAGACGUAUCUAUUGACAUGAAGAACUCUGGAGAUGGGCGUCAACCAGWCAAUGUUGCACCUGAAGAGAAAAAGCCCCUCAUUGAUGGGGACGGAGCUUCUAAUCCAAGUCUAAGUUCUGAGAACUCCUCUGGAUCAGAACAAACCAAUUCAACCCAAGAUUCUGGUGCUGAUGAUUCAUCUCCUAGUUCCAACAGUCAGAGCGAUGAAGAAAAGUGAAACGAGUCUGAGUAAUUAGCUAUCUCAGUCGUUUGGAACCAGAUUAUAAAAUGGCAAAAAUAAUGAGAAAUAAAUCAUGUUCCCAAGUUAUCUGAGGAAGGAAAAAAUAAGUUUUCUCCUAAAUAUAUUUACUAAAUGUUUGGGAAUGUGUAGUAAACACUAAGGACAAAGUAGUCAGUAAAGAUGCCACUACCUAAUUAGAAAUAAGAAGAAUUGGAAAGAUGAGUAUAUUCAGGUUUUUGUCUUUUCAGUUGACGUUACACUGCAAUGUAUAAAUGUAAAAUCUUCUUUUUCCUUUUGACAAAUCUACAAAAAUCCACCCAACAAAAGACAGCAAAAUAGUAA
This is a messenger RNA of Poecilia reticulata (guppy), 1878 nucleotides long. RefSeq names its product H-2 class I histocompatibility antigen, Q10 alpha chain-like. Gene Ontology annotation, cellular component: external side of plasma membrane. Lineage: Eukaryota; Metazoa; Chordata; Actinopteri; Cyprinodontiformes; Poeciliidae. Gene Ontology annotation, biological process: immune response. The record is from RefSeq and is a predicted model, not a curated record.